Aspergillus aculeatinus CBS 121060 is the source of this 935-nucleotide messenger RNA. Its product is annotated as putative peroxidase. The transcript has a single exon. Gene Ontology annotation, molecular function: peroxidase activity. The record is from RefSeq and is a predicted model, not a curated record. Lineage: Eukaryota; Fungi; Ascomycota; Eurotiomycetes; Eurotiales; Aspergillaceae. The coding region runs from base 194 to 934 and encodes 246 amino acids.
CUCAUCUCAUCUUACCUCAACACCAAUCAUCACGUCUCCUCUCCUCUCCUUCCAUUCAUUCCACAAACUCACUGGAUAUAGUAUAUAACAACAGCCACACCCAACCCCGUUUCAUGAAGAACCUCCCGCCCUCCUCACUCAUUUUACACACCACACCCCUAGCAUAGUUCUAGAUACCACAAAACCAAAGACCAUGCCGCCCCACCCCAAUGACGACAGCUACGAGCCCGCCUCAUCCAGCGAUGCCCGCUCGCCCUGCCCGGUGCUCAACAGCCUGGCCAACCACCACCGGCUCCCGCACGACGGCCGCAACAUCACGGCGCCGCAGCUCCGCUCCGCGCUGGGCUCGAUCGGGCUGGGCGCCGACGUCUCCGCGCUGCUGGUGUGGCGGGCCUUCACGAUCCACAGCGACGACGCCGAGUCUGGGCCGCACGGCUCCAUCGGCGGCCUCCGCGACGCCACCGACCUCAACGCCGCGGGGGAGCCGGUCCUGCACCUCGACAAGGUCGGCCGCCCGCACGCCAUCGAGCACGACGUCUCCGUCACGCGCCAGGACCGCGCCCUCGCCGACCCCAUCCCCCUCGACCCCGCCCUCUACGAGCAGUUCCUCGGCUCCACCCCGCGCGGCGGCUUCGGCGUCCCCGAGCUCGGCCGCUACCGGAAGGUGCGGUACGCCGAAUCGCUGAAGAGCAACCCUUCCCUCAAGUUCGGGCGGCGUGAGCACUACAUCGCCUGCGGGGAGUUGGCCGUGCUGCGGUGUUUGUUCGGCGAGGGGGCGGGCAAGGGGAUCCCGAAGAGCUAUUUGCAGGCGCUGUUUGGGGAGGAGCGCUUGCCCUUGGAGGAAGGGUGGAGGCCGAGGCGGUGGGUUAAGGCGUUUCUGCCCGAGGCUGCGGCGGUCAUUCUUGCGAUUUCGAGGUAUGCCUGGCCUUUUUGAA